Molecule: messenger RNA, 2319 nt
Organism: Melozone crissalis (California towhee)
Lineage: Eukaryota; Metazoa; Chordata; Aves; Passeriformes; Passerellidae
Gene: RBM47
Product: RNA binding motif protein 47
Exons: 5
Coding region: 100-1884 (594 amino acids)
Cellular component (GO): nucleus
Molecular function (GO): mRNA binding
Source: RefSeq, a predicted model, not a curated record
GGUAACCCGAUCAGGCAAAGGUGCAGGCUCCUCUCCCUGCUGCGCUGAUGCCUGCUGCCGUCCUUCAGGUUUUAUCAGGCUGUGAAUGAGUUUGACACCAUGACUGCUGAGGAUUCCACUGCAAGGAUGAGCAAUGAUUCCACUAAUGUGGCCACCACAAAAGUGCCCGAAGGCGUUGCCGGUGCGCCCAACGAGGCGGCUCUGCUGGCCCUCAUGGCCCGCACUGGGUACAGCAUGAUCCAGGAGAACGGGCAGCGCAAGUACGGAGGGCCUCCUCCCGGCUGGGAGGGCCUGCACCCGCCGCGGGGCUGCGAAGUCUUCGUGGGCAAAAUCCCCCGCGACGUCUACGAGGAUGAGCUGGUCCCCGUGUUCGAGUCUGUGGGCCGCAUCUACGAGAUGCGCCUGAUGAUGGACUUCGAUGGGAAGAACCGUGGCUACGCCUUCGUGAUGUACACCCAGAAGCACGAGGCGAAGCGCGCCGUCAGGGAGCUGAACAACUACGAAAUCCGCCCCGGCAGGCUGCUGGGCGUCUGCUGCAGCGUGGAUAACUGCCGGCUCUUCAUCGGAGGCAUUCCCAAGAUGAAGAAGAGAGAGGAGAUCCUGGAAGAGAUUGCCAAGGUGACAGAAGGCGUGCUGGAUGUCAUCGUGUAUGCCAGCGCCGCAGACAAGAUGAAGAACAGAGGCUUUGCCUUUGUGGAGUAUGAGAGCCAUCGAGCAGCAGCCAUGGCCAGGAGAAAACUCAUGCCAGGAAGGAUCCAGCUGUGGGGACAUCAAAUUGCUGUUGACUGGGCAGAACCAGAGAUAGAUGUGGAUGAAGAUGUCAUGGAGACUGUUAAAAUCUUAUAUGUGAGGAAUUUAAUGAUUGAGACCACGGAGGACACCAUUAAAAAGGUGUUCGGUCAGUUUAACCCUGGCUGUGUAGAGAGAGUGAAAAAAAUCCGUGAUUAUGCCUUUGUGCACUUUACAACCAGGGAAGAUGCCAUUCAUGCCAUGAACAACCUCAAUGGUGUUGAACUAGAGGGCUCGUGCCUGGAGGUUACCUUGGCCAAGCCUGUAGACAAGGAGCAGUACACUCGCUACCAGAAAGCAGCAAAAGGAGGGGCUGCAGCAACCUCCGAAGUAACGCAGCAGCCUAACUAUGUUUACUCUUGUGAUCCAUACACACUAGCAUACUAUGGAUAUCCAUACAAUGCCUUGAUCGGGCCAAACAGAGAUUACUUUGUGAAAGCAGGCAGCAUACGAGGCAGAGGGCGAGGUGCAGCUGGCAACAGAGCUCCGGGUCCCAGGGGCUCCUACCUGGGGGGAUACUCCGCCGGCCGUGGAAUCUACAGCAGGUACCAUGAAGGCAAAGGAAAGCAGCAAGAGAAAGGAUUUGAACUGGUUCCCAACUUGGAGUUACCUGCAGUCAAUCCAGUGGCCAUUAAGCCUGGUGCAGUGGCCAUCCCUGCCAUUGGUGCCCAGUACUCCAUGUUUCAGGCCGCACCACCAGCCAAGAUGAUGGAAGAUGGCAAAAUCCACACUGUUGAGCACAUCAUCAACCCCAUAGCUGUCCAGCAGGACCCAGCUAGUGCAGCAGCUGCCGCAGCGGCCGCAGCCGCAGCUGUAAUACCAGCUGUGUCAACACCUCCUCCCUUCCAGGGCCGCCCCAUCACGCCGGUGUACACCAUGACUCCCGGCGUGCAGCGCAUCCCUGCCGCCGGCAUUUACGGGACAAGUUACGUGCCCUUCGCCGCGCCCGCGGCGGCCACGGCCACAAUAGCCACGCUACAGAAGAACGCGGCCGCCGCCGCCGCCGCCUACGGGGGCUACGCCGGCUACAUCCCGCCGGCAUUCCCGGCCGCCACCAUCCAGGUGCCCAUCCACGACGUCUACCCCACGUACUGACACUGUCGGCGGAGGAGGGUGCUGGGGAAACACACACUGAAGGAACACUUUACUAUUUAUGAAGAAAGAACUGUCCGCGAAAGAGUAAACAUUUGGGCUUGGUAAAACAAUGCAGAAAGUGAAGAAUGUCAUAGAAAAACGUGUUUGAAAUAUUUUCUAUGCUUGAAGUUUUCACUAACUUUUUUUAGGCUAUUUUUAAAAAUUUAACAUGCCUGUAUUCAUACAUUUCCAAAGGACCUCGGUGCAUCCAGCCCACCACUGACAUGCAUUUUUAUGCACUGCAGUAGGGUUGCAUAGGGUCUUUUUUUUUUUUUUUAGCAGUUAUAUUUUCAAUAUAUUUGUGGUAUGAAGGUUUUUUUUAGUAAUUUCUGCACUCCAGAGAUGUCUAUUUUGUAGUGCCUUUAAUAAUAUAUCAGCUAUAUAUUAAAAAGCACA